CAUCUUGAUAACUGAAGGCUCUGGCUCCCAUCCUACUUUUGUUUUUUAAAGACCCCGUGAAUCACAGCUCGUCACCGUAGAAGACGCAACCUUCAAAGAUAGCACGGCUCUUUCUCUUCCUGUGGAGGAGCCAUCAAUCACAGUAAUGGACGACUUACCUUUCACCCAGCCAACGUCCUGCAGGACGUCACUGCUUCCCCUCUUUGGAGGAUGUGUGGACACUUUCUCAUCUUCAAAGCAGUCAACAAGCAGACAUGUGGAAAAAGCUUCGCAGCAGGAUGUGCAAUUCUAAGCAGAACAAAACCUAGUUUUGUGCCAAUUGCAAAAUGAUUUAUAAUAGCUGAUAGAGUGAUGACAUGACUGCCAAUUUCUACACUUCUACAAGUGUCUCGGCUGAGAGGUCUUAUAAUGUAUAUGGGUGUGGCUGCAGUAAUGGUCUAUUAAGUUAUUACAUUAAAAUCUAAAGGGAACCAGCAGAAAACAGCUGCAAAUUGCCGUUGUUUAUGCAUGUGUGUGUGUGUGUGUGUGUGUGUGAGGAAAAGCAGACCACUGGCCAGUUUCACAGGAACAUCUGUCCCGGGGUUGUUUGGCGCAGGGGGGCAAGGUGCACUCUCAGUGGUUUCAGCCCAACCGUCUGUGGGCAGAGGCCCCUCGGGUUUCAUGCUUUCGACACGGAUCGUGUAUUUUUAAACAUACCCGCCUCGCAUGAGGAAGAACUGUAAGAGAAAAUCAUUUGAUAUCCAGUGACAUUUCAUUCAACCACAUGCCAAACCCAUAUAUCGUUUUCUCCAAAGGUCGGGGACCGAGAACAAUCUGAAUCCUCUUGUGAUAACUGAAUCCCACCGUUCUUUACGACCUUGGUUCUGUGAAACUCCUCAGCUUCACAAAGCUAGAUUUGUUUCAGAUGAGAGGAAGUGUGAAGCUAUAUGAGCCGGUGAGGCAAGCAGAGCUAAACUCAGCCAACUUGGGGAAAGGGAGGUGCUAAGACUGCAAAAAAAGAGAGAGAGAUAUGAAUCCAAUGGGGAGGAAAUUACAAAAAAAAAGCCAAACAGGGUCAACAGAAUGGAGAGACAGAAGUGCUGAUGCUCCAACUCUCCUCGUAAAACUAACAUUAAGAGCCAGAAACAACCAUUUAGUGUACAUGGACUGUACUUAAAGUGGAUAAUAAACAAGCUGCAUGAGCUUUAAGGCUUUGACUUGAUGCCACACUUUCGAGACAGCUGCCGCUGUCCACAACAUGUUUUAACUUAACUGUACAUUUCUUGCUGAGAGUUAGAUGAAAAAAAUACACAUUACUUUCAUAUCUGUUCAUUAAAUAUGAAGCUACAGCCAGAAGACUGUUAGCUUAGCUUUGUGUUAAGGCUGAAAACAGUUGUAAAGUUAGGGAGAAGGCACAAAGAGUAAUCUUCACCUGGUAUAUGUUUAAUUUGCAGGUGACAUGACACCUAAAAAAAGCAGUUUUGCCUUAAAACAAUUUAAAGAAAUUAAAUGAACUAAACAUUUUUUUUUUAAAUGCAUCAAAAGAAGGAUUCAACGUCAAAGUUAAGCUCAGCCAAUCACUAUAUAUGAACUAAACCGACUUCAACUUCAACCGUGAUGUACCCUUAAGGAGCUUUAAACAACCCAAAGUUAGUGCAUAACUAAUUAAGACAAUUAUAUGUAAAAACAACAACAACAAAACGUUCAUAUCAUUCUUCUCACUCUCUUAAUAUGGAAGUUAUUAGGUGUUUAGAGAGCUUAAUCAAGGCUGGCUAUUCCCUGAAACAAUGAAACACCCCUGUACUCAACUCAAAAUGGUACAGUCUGAGCUCCCCUGCUAUAAAGCCUAUUGGAAGCGCUCACUUCCUGUGUGUCAAUUAGACCCAUUAGCGACAGGUAACAUGGAUGGGCGCUCACGCAGCAAACAUUUGUUGGUGGUGAAAGUGCUGAUGAACGACGGCAGCGCCAAGACGCUGAUGGUGGACGAGAGGCAGACGGUCAGGGAGGUUCUGGACAACAUGUUUGAGAAGACCCACUGUGACUGCAACGUGGACUGGAGCCUGUGUGAGACCAACCCGGAGCUGCAACUUGAACGGGCGUUCGAAGACCACGAGAACCUGGUGGAGCCUCUCUUGGCGUGGACGAGGGACAGCGAGAACAAAGUCCUCUUUCAGGAGCGCGGGGAAAAAUACGAGGUUUUCAAAAACCCACAGAACUUUUAUCUGUGGAAGAAGGACAUGAGAGCUCUGAAAGACAUCAAAGACCAAGACAAGGAGUUAUUGAUACAGGAGAACUUCUGCGGGACUUCGAUUAUCGUGCCCGACCUCGAGGGCGUGAUGCACCUCAAGGAAGACGGCAAGAAGUCCUGGAAGCCGCGACUCUUCCAGCUGAGGGCCUCGGGCAUUUAUUACGUGCCCAAGGGCAAAACCAAGUCGUCCCGGGACCUCGUCUGUUUCGUCCAGUUCGACAACCUGAAUAUCUACUACGGAAAAGACUUUAAGGGCAAAUACAAAGCGCCGACCGACUUCUGCUUUCUCCUGAAACAUCCUCAGAUCCAGAAAGAGUCUCAGUACAUCAAGUACCUCUGCUGCGAUGAUGCUGGGUCCAUGAACCUUUGGGUGACGGGAAUACGGAUCGCAAAGUACGGUGCGUCGCUGUACGACAACUACAAAACGGCCGAGAAGAAGGCCGCGGUCAGCUCCGUGUGGACCAACCGAAGCACUCCGUCCAGCUCCAACCCGUCCACGCCCUCACCGCCCAUCAAAGCGAAGUCACCCGGCCAGGCCAAUGGCCACGCCCUGAAGCCCGAACCAGGACCGGUUGCUCAGGACUUUGGACAUGUCCCACCUCCACCUCCAGCAGAUAUCCUUCCACCUCCAGCAGAUAUCCUUCCACCUCCACCUCCACAGACAUUCCUCCCUCCUCCUCCACCUCCUUUGGCUGCCAAGAGUUCUUCGAAACCUUCCCUCCCUCAGCGACACCUGCCAACCAACUUCCCUCCGCCUCCACCUGCAAUGAUCAACCUCCCUCGUCCACCACAGCCCCCACCCACCGACGACGCCUCCGAGGCCCCGCCGGACUUCCUUCCGCCCCCUCCUCCGGCCGCUGGCUUCAGUCCUCUGUUUCCUCCUCCGCCACCGUUGAACGCCCUCCCGCUACCGCCUCCCCCCGUGAGUUUCAGGGUGGAGGACCGGUCUCUGCCUCCUCCACCACCAGAUCCAGGCUUUUUACCUCCGCCUCCACCAAUGUUCACAGGGGCUGGAGCGCCCCCUCCGCCUCCUCCUCCUCCUCCUCCCCCGAGAGUAGCAGUGCGGCCUGCUGGCUCCGUGAAGAAGAGGCCUCCUGCUGUGCCGAAGAGGACGACGCCAUCUCUGCGUGGAGGUGGAGGUGGAGACUUUAUGUCAGAACUGGCGCUGGCCAUGAACAAGAAGCGUAGUGCUCACUAGAAUAUAUAGAAUAUUACAUCCUUAACAAUACUGAAGAACAGCGUGGAGAUCCACACAGACUUCAUCUCUUCCGGAGAACCGAUGCCCAUCCAUCCUUUUUCUUUACGGCUUAUCCAAGAACCUCGUCCUGCAUGAAUCAAGUGAACGGGUCAUCAUCCUCAAGACCAAACGGUUUGUUUUGUGCAGAAGAAAACGUAACGAGUAUAAUGCGGUCAACAUAUUUCAUAGAUUUGUACAUAUUGACAUGUUUGCGUGGAAGGCUGUAAAUACUAUAAACAAAAUGUGCAUUUAUAAAGAAUGACUAACGAGCUAAAUAAAACCUGGCAAAUAAAUGCAUGAACAUCC
This is a messenger RNA of Cyclopterus lumpus (lumpfish), 3770 nucleotides long. It is a transcript of the gene apbb1ip, whose product is annotated as amyloid beta (A4) precursor protein-binding, family B, member 1 interacting protein. Gene Ontology annotation, cellular component: plasma membrane; cytosol. The transcript is spliced from 10 exons. Bases 1767 to 3425 code for a protein of 552 amino acids. Gene Ontology annotation, biological process: signal transduction. The record is from RefSeq and is a predicted model, not a curated record. NCBI's taxonomy places the organism in Eukaryota, Metazoa, Chordata, Actinopteri, Perciformes, Cyclopteridae.